UUGCGGAAGGGAAACUAUGCUCAGCGUGUCGGCGCUGGAGCCCCGGUCUAUCUGGCCGCUGUGCUGGAGUACCUGACUGCUGAAAUCCUGGAGCUGGCCGGGAACGCCGCCCGGGACAACAAGAAAACCCGAAUCAUCCCGCGUCACCUGCAGCUCGCUGUGCGCAACGACGAGGAGCUCAACAAGCUGAUGGGAGGCGUGACCAUCGCUCAGGGCGGAGUGCUGCCCAACAUCCAGGCCGUGCUGCUGCCCAAGAAAACCGAGAAGCCAGCCAAGAAGUAAAUCACUCGGACGCCGCUUUUAGAUCUUCUAAACCCCCAAAGGCUCUUUUAAGAGCCACCCACUUUUUCUA
Messenger RNA from Polyodon spathula (Mississippi paddlefish), 352 nucleotides. Its product is annotated as histone H2A-like. Gene Ontology annotation, cellular component: nucleosome. NCBI's taxonomy places the organism in Eukaryota, Metazoa, Chordata, Actinopteri, Acipenseriformes, Polyodontidae. Gene Ontology annotation, molecular function: protein heterodimerization activity; DNA binding; structural constituent of chromatin. The transcript has a single exon. The record is from RefSeq and is a predicted model, not a curated record. The annotation marks the transcript as partial.